Molecule: messenger RNA, 664 nt
Organism: Sinocyclocheilus grahami
Lineage: Eukaryota; Metazoa; Chordata; Actinopteri; Cypriniformes; Cyprinidae
Product: gamma-crystallin M2-like
Exons: 2
Coding region: 73-525 (150 amino acids)
Biological process (GO): lens development in camera-type eye; visual perception
Molecular function (GO): structural constituent of eye lens
Source: RefSeq, a predicted model, not a curated record
CCACAGAUUACUUUCUUUGAAGACAAAAACUUCCAGGGCCGUCACUAUGAGUGCAUUGGAGACUGCACUGACAUGCAGGCCCACUUUUCUCGCUGCAACUCCAUCCGAGUAGAGAGUGGAAGCUGGGUGGCCUACGAGAGGCCCAACUAUGCUGGAUACCAGUACAUGCUUUCCAAGGGUGAAUACUCUGAUUUCCAGCGCUGGGCUGGAUUCAACGACUGCAUUCGUUCCUGUCGCUUGGUUCCUCCUUACACUGGAAACUACAGGAUGAAAAUCUUUGAGCGCUCCGAUUUUGGUGGUCAGGCAAUGGAGCUGAAUGAAGAUUGCCCUGACCUGCGUCAGCGAUUCCACAAUGGAGACAUCUCUUCAGCAAAUGUCAUGGAAGGCUACUGGACCCUCCACGAGCACCCCAACUACACUGGCCGCCAGUUCUUCCUGCGCCCCGGCGAAUACAGGAGAUACGUUGAGUGGGGCAGCCCAAGUCCUACCAUGGGCUCCCUGCGACGUGUGACUGACGUCAACUGAAGAUCCAAAUCACACAACCACCUCUCCCAAUGUGUCAACAGCACUGCCUGUCCAUGCAGCGACUACGUCUGACCUUCAAUCACCUCGAGGUGAUCAGGCCUGUGCAUCCGUCAUGCUGAAUGUAUUUGUGAUGCUUGCU